This is a messenger RNA of Argiope bruennichi, 2845 nucleotides long. RefSeq names its product zinc finger protein on ecdysone puffs-like (gene Pep). Lineage: Eukaryota; Metazoa; Arthropoda; Arachnida; Araneae; Araneidae. Gene Ontology annotation, molecular function: zinc ion binding; nucleic acid binding. The record is from RefSeq and is a predicted model, not a curated record. The coding region runs from base 348 to 2234 and encodes 628 amino acids. The transcript is spliced from 5 exons. Gene Ontology annotation, cellular component: nucleus.
UCGCGCAUUUUCCAAAGGAUUUUCCAAGUGCUAGUGCCAUUUUCAUUUACCCGUUCUGUUUGCUUGUGAAUUUAAAUUUUCUCCGUGCGAUAAUAAUAUUUGCUCAUCGGAAGGGUAAUCUCUUAAGCUAUAAACAUGUCCAAAGCUGCUCUGUCGGCGUUUGCUGUCGCUGGAGCACUAUGGGAUGUUGAUGAAAGAUCUGUGGAUAAUAGUGGAGGUUAAAGGGCCACUGAAACAGCAAUACUCUAACAAAGGUUGAAUUGGUGGACUGUUAUAUCAGUCAGGCUUUUGAAUAGAGGUUUUAGCAAAUUUCAUGUUUCUGGUUCUUUGCUGCUGAAGAAAGAGAAAUGUCUUAUCGUAAUCAAUACAGCGGAAGCCCUUGGCAACAGGGUGGUCCCCCAUUUGGUGUUGGUGGCUAUAAUCAAAAUUAUGGUGGGUAUAAUGAUCAGUAUGGAGGAGUUUCCAUGAUGAAUACUGGCUAUAAUCGCAACCAAGGUGGCUAUGGGGGUGGCAUGUAUGGUGGUAGUGGUAUGGGCAAUAUGAGAAAUAUGGGUUAUGGUGGACCAUCUCAGUCACGCCACUAUAUGAAUGAUAGGAUGAGUGGAAGAUCUCUUCCACGAGGACAGUUGCUUCGCAAGCGCUUGCCCCAGAGAAGUCCAGCCAGUGGUCCACGUUCAAAGCGACCAAACAUUGAAAGUGAUAGAAGGUCAGUUAAGUCUCGCCGCCAUCGUGAUUCUAGGGGUGGAUCGAAGAGUCGUCAUGAUCGUAGUGAUGAAGAAGAUGAUACUUACAAUCCUGAAGAGCCUACAGAUGAUGUUUCUGAUGUGGAAUUUGAAUCAUUUGAAAUUUGGAAAUGUUCUGAUGAAGAUGAAGCUGAAGAAAAACCUGAGACUAAGCAGAAUGGUGAGCAAGAAACUGAAACAGCUGAAGGUGGGGACAAAGAGGCUAAAAAAUCAACUGAGGAUGCAGCAGCAAAAAAAUUGCAUCUUUGCUAUGUUUGCAAAGUUAAAUGUUCUUCAAAAGAAGUGUUGGAAAAGCAUAAUAAAAGCAAAACCCAUACUGAUAAAAUUGAUGAACUGUUAGCUAUUAGAAAGGAAAAGAAGAAAGAUAGUUCAGAUGAAAAAAAGGACUCUGAGCAGGAUCGUAAGAAAUCGAAUCGCAAACCUGGUAGUUGGUGCACAGUUUGUGAAUGUGCUUUUAAUGGAAAUUUUCUUGCUCAUCGUAGAACAAAAGAACACCGCAAGAAAAGGGAUAAGAAAUACCCCAAGUGCCGCCCAUGUAGAAUGGGAUUCAGCAGCUCUGAAGAAUACAGAGAUCAUUAUAAGAGUGAAGAUCACAAACAAAAAUCAGCAGAAUUCCAUUAUUUGAAGAAUUUGGCUUCUGGAUCUGAUGAAGAUGAAGCUGCAAUUGAACCUGUGAAGAUUAAAGAGGAGGAAGAAGAAGUUGAGAAAAUGGAAACAGAAACAAAAAUUGAAGUUAAGGAAGGUGAAAAUGCUGAAGCUAAAGAGCCAGAAAAAGAUGGGGAAGCAACUGAAGAUAAAGAUAAAGAAGACAAAAAGGAUGACAAAGAAGAAAAGAAAGAAGUUAAGAAAUCCAAACCUAAAGAGCCAAAAUCAGUUGGUCAGUCUUUCGUUGUAUCUGUACAAGGUUAUUAUUGUAAACUCUGUCAUAAAUUCUUCAAGGAUGUUUCUGUUGCAAAAUCGAAGCAUUGUCGAUCUAUAAUGCAUACAGAAGCAUUUAAAAAAGCUAUGGAGGAAGCAAUUGAACAAGAAGAAGAAAGGCAAAGACUUGCAGAAGAACAAGAUAAGCAAGACAGAGAGGCUGCAGAAGCUGCUGAGCGUGCUGCUGAAAUUGCAGCUAUUGAGCGUGCUGCAAAAGAAGCCUUGAAGAAAGAAGCUGCAGCUAAAAGAGCAGGAAAUAAAAAAGAUCAAGAUGUUGAAAUGAAAGAAGCUUCAGAUGAUGCUUCUAAGAGUGAAUCAGUUAAAGAAGAAAAAAGUGAAGAAGCCCCUGAAGAAACAAGUACUGAAAAUGGAGUGAAAGAUGAUGAAGAGAAAGAUGAUCUUGAGGAGACGGAUGAUGGUAAAGAUGAAGCAUCUGAUGAUAAAUCCAAAGAAAGUGAGUCAGUAAAAGAAGAAGUACCUGAAGAAGAACAAGAAGAAACCAAAGAAGAGGUUACAUCAAGUCCAGCAACUAGACGAGGCCGUGGUCGAGGUAGGGGCCGCAAGAGGCGCUAGAUAUUUUAACCAGAUAGCUGCACAAGAGCAAUCUCUGGGUCAAAUAAUCAGUUUAGUAUCUUGACACACAUAAUCUAUGCAACAUUAUAUGGUGGUAUAAAUAUGAUAAUAAAUGUUUUUUGUGACUGAGUAUGUGAUUAACAAAUGCAAAACAAGAUUUUUAAUGUGAACCUUGUUUUAUCACUUCAUUUUAUUAAUUUUCUCAUGGGACAUUAUCACAGCUAAAUGUGAAAUGUAGUAGACUCUCUGUGGUUCAGGAAAAUCAGCAUUUAAUUGCAACUAGCAAAUUUUAAAUUUUGUUUCAUGUUUUUGUUUGCAUAGUCAUUCAUUCCAUUAUAUUGUUUUUGAAACAUCACCAGUGCUGAAAUCAGACAAGUGUGUUGUUUCUUGUUUCUGUAAUGUUGCAUGAAUCAUCUGUAGCUUUUAUAAAGAAAUCUGGAAUGAAAUUGGAUUUUGUUAAUUCUCAUUUAUUGGUGAAACUUCUAAAGCUGUACAAUAUUGCUUACAACAUUUUUGUGAAUUGUGAAAAGAUAUCAACUAUCUAGAUGUCAGCUUUUCAUCAAAAUUUUUUUAUGAAAUAUAGUAUUAAAUAAAUAACUUUUAAAUGUGAA